AUGGGUAAGGACAUAAUUGAGCAGGAGUCGCCCACUGAACCCGGAGGACGUAGCAGAUUGUGGUUCCAUAAAGAUGUCAAGCAUGUUCUGACUAAUAAUAAAGGAACAAAUAAAAUCACAGGCAUCAUGUUAAAUUUCCCCAAAAAAAGUUAUGAGAUAUUCUUGGAUGUUGGCAGAAGCUUCUCGAAGAUGAAAAAUGUUAAAAUUCUCAUGAACUACAACGUAUACCUUUCUGGAGACCCUAGUUCUAUCCCAAACAAUUUGAGAGUGCUUGAUUGGAAAAGAAGUCCACUUAUGCUAGCUCCUAGUUGGUUAAGUGAUUAUCUUGUUGAUGAUCUGCUUGGAAUUGUUCAUUCUAGAUUGGUCUGUUUAGACCAGGUUGUGUAG
Prunus armeniaca (apricot) is the source of this 387-nucleotide messenger RNA. NCBI's taxonomy places the organism in Eukaryota, Viridiplantae, Streptophyta, Magnoliopsida, Rosales, Rosaceae. The record is from the annotation of a GenBank genome assembly.